Dioscorea cayenensis subsp. rotundata (Guinea yam) is the source of this 582-nucleotide messenger RNA. RefSeq lists its product as uncharacterized. NCBI's taxonomy places the organism in Eukaryota, Viridiplantae, Streptophyta, Magnoliopsida, Dioscoreales, Dioscoreaceae. The transcript has a single exon. The record is from RefSeq and is a predicted model, not a curated record. The coding region runs from base 1 to 582 and encodes 193 amino acids.
AUGUUCUCUCAUGUGCUUAGAUCCAAAGUUCUUGUGGAUGUCCCUCUGAAUCAGUCGGUUAACAUUUGUCAUUUUCAAUACGCUGAUGAUCUUCUCAUCUUUUCGGCUGAUGGACAAGAUGAUCUUCACAUUAUCAAACUUAUACUCUACCUUUUCGAGGGGUCAUCUGGCUUGUCCAUUAACUUUUCGAAAAGCUGGUUAUAUUCUACAAACUUUGGAUUCCAACCUCAUCAAUCCUCAGCCAGAAACCUAAACUGUUCCAGAAACUGCCUUCCUAUCACUUACUUAGGGAUUCCACUUUCUGGUCGACGUCCAAAACGUUCUGACUGGGUUAAGCUUACUAGUAUGGUUUGCUCCAGACUCUCACCUUGGAAAGCAAAAUACUUAUCCCUUGGGGGUCGUCUUACCCUCAUCAACUCUGUUCUUUCCAUUGUCCCAGUCUACUGGAUAUCGGUUUUCAAACUUCCUAAUUGGGUAAUCAAAGAAAUUGAUAAAAUUCGAAGAGACUUCCUUUGCAAAGGUCCUGACCUGGGUCCUAAAGGAAUCAGAUUAAUUGCUUGGGACAGGAUCACUAUACCUUGA